Molecule: messenger RNA, 6769 nt
Organism: Corapipo altera (White-ruffed manakin)
Lineage: Eukaryota; Metazoa; Chordata; Aves; Passeriformes; Pipridae
Gene: OSBPL8
Product: oxysterol binding protein like 8
Exons: 24
Coding region: 188-2860 (890 amino acids)
Cellular component (GO): membrane; cytosol; intracellular membrane-bounded organelle
Molecular function (GO): cholesterol binding
Source: RefSeq, a predicted model, not a curated record
AGGAGCGGUUGGUGCCGCGCGGGGCAGGCGGAGCCGGCGGCGGGGAGGGGUCCCGGCCGCCGCCCACCCCGCACCGGACAGCUGCCCCUCCGCGCCUCCCGCCGGACGCGGCUGCGGGCAGAGGAUCUCGAGCAGCAGGAUGGAAGAACUCUAAUUGAUAGAGAGACAGACAACAGGCCCUUUCAGCAUGGAGACGACUCCAGUUGAUGGGGAAUUUGAUAGAAAUUCACAACAUGGUGAGAACAGAGAUUCUCAUGGACCAUCAACAGUGGUAACAAACAGCGAUGAAUCACAGCUUGUAACUCCAGGAAAAAUGAACCAGCAACAGGGGAAAGAAGCCUAUUUUACUCCAACCAAAGAGUUACUCCAGCCGUGUCUGAGCCCAGGAACUGCCCAUAGCCAUGGUUUUGACAGAGGGAAGGAUGAUGUGUCACAAAGUAAAGAGGAUGCAGCAUAUUCUAUGUCAAAAAGUAAGUCUGAAUCCAAGCUUUUCAAUGGCUCUGAGAAGGACAUCUCUUCACCUUCAAGCAAACUCACAAAAAAAGAAUCUCUCAAGGUUCAAAAGAAAAAUUACAGAGAAGAAAAGAAGAGAGCCACAAAAGAAUUACUUAGCACGAUCACAGACCCAUCAGUUAUUGUUAUGGCUGACUGGUUGAAGAUUCGUGGUACCUUGAAAAGCUGGACCAAACUGUGGUGUGUACUCAAACCAGGAGUGUUGCUUAUUUACAAAACCCCCAAAAAUGGCCAGUGGGUAGGAACAGUGCUCCUGAAUGCUUGUGAACUCAUCGAGAGGCCUUCUAAAAAAGAUGGCUUUUGUUUCAAACUUUUUCAUCCUUUGGAGCAGUCCAUAUGGGCUAUAAAGGGUCCCAAAGGUGAAGCAGUUGGUUCUAUAACUCAGCCAUUGCCCAGCAGUUAUUUGAUCAUCCGAGCCGCUUCAGAAUCAGAUGGCAGGUGUUGGAUGGAUGCUUUGGAGCUGGCACUGAAAUGUUCAAGUCUGCUUAAACGUACAAUGAUUAGGGAAGGUAAAGAACACGAUUUGAACUCUUCAGCAGACAGUAGUCAUGUCUCUUUCUAUGGUCUGCUUCGUGCCAACAACAUGCACAGUGGAGAAAACCUACCGCUAAAUGACAGUGAAGUUGAAAGGCAUCACUUUAAAGAUCAAGAUACGUACUCUGACAAAUCUGAUAAAGAAAAUGACCAUGACCACGAGGAGUCUGAUAAUGAAGGAUUGGGGAAAAGCGAAGAAAGCGACAGCGACACAUCAGAGCGACAGGAUGAUUCUUUCGUUGAUCCAGAACCAAUUGAUAUCAAGGAAACUACUUACUUAGAACAGAGUCAUGAAGAACUUGGGGAGGCAGGAGAGGCUGCUCAGACAGAAGUAGUGUCAGAAGAAAAUAAAAGUUUGAUCUGGACACUAUUAAAGCAAGUCCGGCCAGGAAUGGAUUUGUCCAAGGUUGUACUGCCUACAUUUAUCUUGGAACCUCGCUCUUUCCUGGACAAGCUGUCUGAUUACUACUAUCAUGCAGACUUUUUGUCUGAAGCUGCUCUUGAAGAGAAUGCUUACAACCGCAUGAAAAAAGUAGUGAAGUGGUAUUUGUCAGGAUUCUACAAAAAGCCAAAGGGACUAAAAAAGCCGUACAAUCCUAUACUUGGAGAGACUUUCCGCUGCAUGUGGAUUCAUCCAAGGACAAAUAGCAAGACUUUUUAUAUUGCAGAACAGGUAUCACAUCACCCUCCAAUAUCUGCCUUCUAUGUUAGCAACCGCAAAGAUGGUUUUUGCCUUAGUGGUAGCAUUCUGGCCAAAUCAAAGUUCUAUGGGAAUUCAUUAUCUGCCAUACUAGAUGGAGAAGGACGGCUAACAUUUUUAAAUAGGGGAGAAGAUUAUGUAAUGACAAUGCCAUAUGCUCAUUGCAAAGGAAUUCUUUAUGGCACAAUGACCUUAGAGCUUGGAGGAACAGUCAACAUCACCUGUGAGAAAACUGGCUACAGUGCAACAAUUGAAUUCAAACUCAAGCCUUUUUUGGGUAACAACGACAGUGUUAACCAAAUAUCAGGGAAAAUUAAGCUUGGCAAAGAAGUUUUGGCUCUUUUAGAGGGUCACUGGGACAGUGAAGUUACUAUUACUGACAAGAAGACAGGUGUUUCAGAGACAUUCUGGAACCCAACAUCUGAUAUCAAGCAGCGCAGAUUACCUAGAUACACAGUGAAGUUUGAAGAGCAAGAUGACUUUGAGUCAGAGAAGCUUUGGCAACAAGUGACAAGAGCAAUAAAUAAUAAAGACCAAACAGAAGCUACUCAGGAGAAAUAUGUUCUGGAAGAAGCUCAAAGAAAGAGUGCCAAAGAGAGAAAACUUAAGGGUGAAGAGUGGACAUGCAAGCUGUUUGAUCAGGAUUCAGUCACGGGAGAAUGGCACUACAAAUACGCUGAUACCAGACCAUGGGACCCUUUGAAUGAUAUGAUCCAGUUUGAAAAAGAUGGCACAAUCCAAACAAAAGUUCGACAUCGGACACCAAUGGUUACUGUUCCAAAAAUUAAACGAAAGCCAGCCAGUCAGAAGAAAGGAGAGUGUGGUUUCUCAUCCCCGGAGCCUGAUAACCAGGAUUCCUCUGGGAGUGAAGCACAACUUCUGAAGCAUAAUACAAGAAUAAGGAAAAAAGGGGCAGACCUUGGUGAACUGCAGAGUGCCAUUGAAUCUAUAAAGGAAACACAAGAAGACAUUAAGAGGGACAUUAUGGCUCUACGAAAUAGAGUCUCUUCUAAUUCACCACCCGUGGACUACCAUUUCCUGCAGUUUAAGCACUAUGUCUUCAUUUUCCUCUUGGUUCUACUACAGCUUGUCAUUAAUUUCUUGUUCAAAUAGGAAGUGUGAACAAGGGCCUUCUCAAACUGGAACGAUCAAACUGUUACUGGGGACCAUAUUUUAAACUGGACUUUUAAUGAUGCAAUAUUAUCUAAAAGAACCGUGUAGCAACAACUCACAGAACUUUGCGUCAGCGUUCAUGGUUCAGAAUCAUACUCCUGUCUACCCAGUUGAAGUAAGAAUUGUGUAAGUGCCAGUACACUCUUGCUCCUGGUGUGUGCCUCUGUCUCGUAGUCAUACGACAUCAGCCUUGCGUUUAUAUUACAUCAUACACUGUACUGAUCAAUCUUCACCACAGAAUAGAUGAAGUUAAAAACUCAGAGGUCAGACCUUGUAGGUAGGAUGUGAUUACUAUUAUGGUAGAAUGAUAAACAAACAUACUUCAUUACAUAUAAACUUAUCAUUUUUAUAAAAAAGGAACUUUUGAAGUAGCCAACAGCUUUUGUAAAUGGCGUUGGGAGUUUGGAAGUAAGCUUUUGCUUAAGGUCAAACAUACAUUAUUAUACAAAAAAUCAUGAGCGUUAGGAACUGGCAAGUAAAAAGCUGAAGUCUUUGGGAAAUCUGCAACAUAAUGUCCUUGAUUUGUUUUGGAAGUAUGAAGUUUUUAUCCUGAAUCACUAUAGGCUUGUAAGCCAGCUGUUUUAUAGUUUUAAAACUUCAGAUUCUUCAUAAAAACAUUCCUGCAUCUACUGUACAGAGCACAUUUUUAACAGUACAGCACCCAGGAAGGUACUGUCUUGGUCUACUCUCUCUCAUGAACUGCAAAUGUCAAGAAUUUCUGGUAUGUUUGUAAGUCUUGAUAAAUCUACAGCUUUGACUUUAGAUUUGUGUAUGGCCAUGUCAGGGUAAGACUGCUGAUGCCAGAAUUCUUGGUUAUUUUUGAAACAAAAUGUGAAGACGAAGAGGUGUGUUUAGUGUGUAGCUUGAGCUGAACCUCCCAAAAGGCAGACAGUGUAGAACAGGAUUCGUGUACUGUAAUGAGUUCACUUGCAAAUGAAAACGUGUGUUUACAAGGGGAAAGUUCAGAAAUUUUGCAGUGGCUAACACCACAUAUAUCAAAACAAAUGAGAGGGAAACCCUAAGUAUUUGUGAGGAAGGAAAUCCCUCCUUACUGCAAGUAUAUACUACCUACCAGAAUACAUGAAUACACCUACUUAGUAUGCUGUAGCCAUACAAAUUAAUAUGAAGAUUAAAUUUCAAUUCAGAAGCAGGGUUUUUUAUUUGAAGAAAUAUAUGCAUGUGUAGAAUUUGUAAAAUUUCAGCAAAAAAAUUUAGUGCUGGUGUUUAUCUGGUGAGUUCCUUGUGCCAGUCAAGCGUACCAAGUCAAGAAGAGGCUGUAGUAUUGUAAAGAUACUCUCAGUUACCCAGAUGAGACAACAGGAAGAUAAGCGGCACAAUGUGAAGUGCAGUCAAGUUCAUUUUCAGGGGAUCCUCUCAGGAAUCAAAUCCAUCCUGGGCAGUGGAACAGUUCAAAGGGCAUGUUUGGCUUUUUGGCAUGGCCAGGUUAUCCCUCGGCCUUGGGGUAGCCUUCUUGACUCACCAGGUGAUCUGCCUUUCUGUUCUGCAUCAGUCUCACUAGUAUUUAGUGAAAAUACUGUUUACUCUUUUAUCUGUCUAGCUUAUAUAUUUCUGUGGCUGACAGCUUCACACACCUCCCCUUCUUUUUUACCUUUCCCCUUCUUUGAGCCUUAGCUAUGUAAAAGUUUAUUGUGUAAGCACUCAACUUCAGCAUAUUGCUUACAGCUUCACAUUAGCAUGGUUUGGUCUUGAAUAAUUUUUCUGGAAUGUGGUACCUUAAGCAGGUCUUGCAUUUAUGGGCAAGACCAAAGUCCCUUUGUAAACAAAAAAUUACAAAUGCCUAAGUCUCUAAGUGGAAACUGAAGUUGUUAGCCAUGUAUAAAAUAGCAUUAAGAAAGCAGAAUAUUACAGCUUUCACUUAAUGUUCUCAGCCUGGAAUUUGGCCAUUCGUUAUUGCAUUCAGAUGUCAAAGCUUCACCUGUCUUAAGAUCCAGUUCGAGCCUUUAAACAUAUUCUGUACAUGAGAAGAAUCCACUAAAUGAGAUUUGGGCCAUGACUUCAAUCCCCUGAAAUAAUACUCUGCUAAAUUUGUGGUGCUGAAACUCUUGACCGAUAGUUAUAAGUUUCUAUUUUCCUUGUAAAUAGAAAUGUCCUUCUGCCUUUUCAUGUUCAUUUUUUAAUCACUUCUGUUCAAGAGCAGUAGGUAACACAGUUUGCAUGUAUUUGUACAUGGACUGCGUGGUAGUAACUGGAUUUGACCCAGCAAGCUGGCUGGCAGCUUGGUGUUGGACAAUGUCAGACUCCAUAUCUGAAAUUCAUACUCAGCUCAAGAUAAGUAAAGCACUUGAACAGAGCAAGACAAAAUCCCUAUGCUUAUUUUCCUCUUCAACUUAUUUUUUAGAGUUGAAUUCUGUUUGUAAAAGUGGUUUUAGGGAUGAUCUGAAAAGGUAAAGGAUAUGUGAUGAAACUUUUUGAAAAGUAAAAUUGCAGACUUCUUGAGUGUAUGAUUAGAUAAAUUCUGAAAAGUACAGUGAAAACGUAGUAAUUCCUAUUCUGAUGGGUUUUGUAUGAUGUUCCCUUAUUUGAAUAGAACAAAGAAACUUCUUGAAUUUUUACAGUACAGCUGGUCACAGGCAUGUAUGGAGCCUUUUCUUUAGUGUAUCACCAUUGUCCUGUUUAACCAUGAUGUAUGAUCUUGACUCUCCUGCCUGCUUGAGUUCUGCUCAUAGUUAUAAAAAUGGAUUGUACAGUUUGCAGAUGUUGGAGAGCUGUGGCCUCCUACUAGUUUUUGAAGUUUAAAACAGCACUUCACAUUUGAUUUACAAAUCUUGUUUUGUUUGGGUUUUCCUCUCUUGUACAGGAAAUAUUUUCAGAAUUUGCUGCCAUGUGGUUUUGUUGGGUUUGUUUUCAAAUGCACUCUAUGCCUUUAAUUUGCCAUUUAGGUACAGAUUGCCUAGUUGGGUACAGAUGACCUAAGCUAAGAAAAAGUAAAUAUGCCAUGUGAAAUGCAAAAAGUAUCAUUUUCAGCAGUAGAUGAUGUUUCUUGCGUUUCACAUGUUGAUUCCUUUUAAAUAGUUGACAUUACAUGAGAGUAUAUAGCCUGGUUGUCAUGUCAUGUCAUGUUUGGUUUGGUUUGGUUUGGUUGUUGUUUGCUGCUCUCCUGUGCCUUUGGCAUUUUUUUUUUUUUUUUUGUUGGACUAGUGUUUAUGAAAUAGACUUGGGAUUCAGUGUUUCCUAUAGUUUCUUAAAUGCUGUUACUUUUGGUUAUUACCACUGUUUGUGUAAAUAACGUAUAACAAGAAUUCUGUACAUCUGUAAGUUUUAAUUAUUUUUAUUUCAAGAGUAUCCUCAAAUCACAGAAAAUUUAGCAGAUAUUCAAGUAUUGUUAACAGUGCCUUCUUGAUGGGUUUCUUGCUGUUCCGAGACUUGUAAAGAUUUGUCAAAUUUGUGCCAUAUGUAACAUCUGACCAUUUGUUAGGGCUUUUGUGGUUGUGAACUGAUUUUCCUGCUUAGUCAGACUCUGGGAGGGGAAAAAAAACCUCUUAAAGCAUUACGUUACUCUCUCUUUCUGGCUGGUGAGCCAAAAGUGGAGGAUUUUGGGUGUUUACAGUGAAGCUGCACUACUUUGUAGUAAUACAGAAAUAGCCAUAACGAAGUAAGAACUUCACGGAGACAUUAUCUGGGCCUUUUCUUUUAACUUUUUCUCCUUUCUGCCCUGCCCCGCUCUGCCAAGCGGGAAAAUCAGCCCUCAGGACACAGCGCCCGCCUCCCCCGUCCCCGCGUCCCGCGCAGUCCGUCAUUCGGGAUCACCGCUCUCUGUGAGGGAUCUGAACUGUAAUAGGGCGGCGGAAUCCGCCGUCGCCGCCUCCAAUAAAGAUGUGUCGCAGCUCG